AUGUUGACUUCCCAAUGGGUCGACUUGCUGGUGUGGUUCUACCCAGUUGGCAACACGCCAGCCGUAUCCUUGACCCGUGGUCAGCCGCCCAGUGGUUAUUCCAAGACGGACAUUCUCCUCCUCGGUUGCGGAGAUGUCAGACACAUCCUCUUCACCUGCAAUGUAGAUGGCCGCCCUAUGGACAUCACCUGCUGUGAUCGCGAAAAGGCCGUUCUAGCGCGGAACAUCAUUCUGCUCACACUGUUGCUCGACGACACUCAGGGAGCGAGGAACACUCGUCACUGGAAACUCUACUACCAUCUAUACAUAACUGAUGACGACUUGUCUGCGUUACGGAAUCAUGCGCGAAGACUCUGCAGGCUCUCCAGCUCCCUGCAGGACUGGCAUCGCGGCCCCUAUGGCAGGGUCAUCCGCUUCACCGACCGCCGUUCGCUCGCCCAAGUCAGAGAACUGUGGCAGCAGUAUGCUCUUCCUAGAUCAGGCAACUCGUUGAGUACAUUCGAAUCGCAUUACCACUAUUGGCUGCAGAAGUCGAUCGGCAUCAGGUCCACGAGAGGAAAUUGCACGGGCAAUCUCCGAUCUAUUUACCCAGGCGGCAUAGGACAUGCCAACGAACUGAAGGCCCUGAAGAGCGAAUUCUGGGAGGACCUCCCGAAGAGGCACAAGGCAUAUCGCAAUCCCGACGUGGAUGUGCGGUUCAACCCCAUGUUUGCCGUCGCCGGCUCGACAACACAGCUGCAUUUCCGCACUGAUCCUCUUGAUGGGUAUCAUAUCGCCCUCGCCUACAUCGCCACCACUGGCCCGACACCCCUCAAUAAGCCCAGAUCGCAUCGAGCUUUGGAAGCUGCCAAGGCUGAGUUCUGCAACUGGUCAUUCUCUUUCCGUAAAUGCGUGCGCGAGGGGCUGGCCCUACGCUUCUUCUCCGGCGACGCGCUGGCUCUUUGUCACACCUUGCAGCAUGUCCGUCAGCAUCCAGACGAAAGAACUGCCAAUCUGUAUCGCGACAAGUUCACCUUCGAGCCGCUGAUUCUGGAUGGUGACGACUGGGGCCCCGACGGCACGGCUCCUUCGACCUUCACCGUCAUCGAGACGUCCAACCUGUUGGAUCAUGUUGAAGGCCCAAAUCUCCUUCCUGCCGUCUCCCCUCUCCUCACUUCCGAGCCUUCUGCCUGUCUCUAUAUGGAAGUGUUGGACGGGCGCGAGCGACCGGUUCAAAAGAUGGCAAGGGGCUUGUUCUCUGGCGACUUGCUUACAGUUUGCCUUCUCGCAGGUCUCGCACCAUGUGAAUACGCUCUAAACACCUCCACCGUAUCUGCAGGCCACGAGGCUCUGGUGGAUUACCAGAAACAGAUGGGAGGCGUAUCGGAUUAUGUGCAUCAGAGACACAUGCCCAUUACGUGGAAACGAGCACUGACCAACGGGUGUAUGCAGGCGGCGCUCCUCGAGCCGCUGCGCAUGUCGGACGACAGCAUCUUCCGCAUCCUGAUGGGCAUGAACCGCGAGAUGUUCGAGCACGAGAGAUCUGUUCCCAUGCUUCAGAAGAUGAGCCUGGCUGAAAUCGCGAGCGAUACUGCUCCCACGUCUUUGUGCCACCGCGGAAGCCUUGCGUCCUUCAUCGGCUUGGUCAAGUCGAGAUUGGCCGUUGGCGUGGAGAAUGCCGUCAACCGGCUGCUUGUUGAGAUGAGGCGGGAUCUUGUUGUGCCUCUAUCUGAUUUGUAUCUUGAAGAGUUCAUUCUGCACUUGCAUCUUCGGGGUGUGUUGACGGUUGACAAGCUGGCGAAUUCACCUCUGUCGUCGUCCAUGCGUUCUCCAUCAUCAGAUAACAUACUGUCCUGGACUGGUCUGCCGCCUGUUGUUUCUAUCACUAUGAUUGUCUCAAGAGUUAGCCUCCUACCGUUCAUGCAAGGAAACAGCACAAAUACGAACAUCGCCAUUCCGUUCCUCGAGUGUCUCGUCAAGUCCCCUGAGGCCGGGACGAAUGCCUUUGCGGCUCUCCAGACCGGCUUCGGAACUCUGUGCGCCAGCGGCAGGAAAUGGACCGACGGCUUCCAGCUCCAGGUCUCCGACGAUAAGGCCGCCUGGGCCGGGCAUUGCGACCUGAUUGUCUCGUUCCUGGUUCCAUCGUGGAUUCUAAUCGCAGAGCCCGAAAACACCGAGGUUGCCUUGUGCAUCAAGAGCUGCCCGGAUACCAUGCACUUUGUCGCGCAGUUGGGCUCGGAAUUGGCCGUCUUCACUGCUCGAAUUGACGACUCAGAUCACGUACUCAUCACCAAGAACAUGCCGAACCAGAACUCGCAGAUGAAAGUCGGCGGUUUUGCUGCCUGUGAUGUCCAGACGCCGCCGCCCACCGAGAACGUCUCCCAACAGACACUCGAAGCCUGGGCUCAUGCCACUCCUCAUAACACCGCCAUCGUCGGUCUCACGCGCCGCCUGUACCUCAAGAGCCCUGAAAUCAUGUCCAGGCUCCUCGCCAAUGUAGAAGUGAUGACCUCGUACAUCUCGCCGUGGACCAUCCUCGUCGAGGUCGCCAGAUGCGAGCCCCUUGUCGCCAACUUCCCGCUCCCACUACACAGGUUUGGCUUCAAAGCCCGCAUGGGUCCAAGGGGGAACUACAUUGAUGUCGCCGAUGAGCUCUCCACCGGUCCGACCUGGCUUGGAGCGGGAGGCUCGCCGUUCCCGACCAUAUGGGAUAACUACCGCCAUACUCUCUGGAACAUCACCUAUCUACACCUCGACCGCCUUCCCGAGAUCAUCACCUCUCGGCCGCGAGAGAUGACAUGGCUCCGGCCGCAUCUCGCCGAGCACUUCUCAGAUCCUGAGCGGAAACUAUCAAUGGACAUCCAGGCGACAGGUCAUCCCAGGCCAGACUGCCACCCAAACCAGGCAGUCAGAUACUGUCUCAAGAGAUCCAUCUACGAGAUCAUCGCCCAGUUCGCCAACGACGACGAGUGGAAACCCAAUGCCUUCGCCAUCGGCCUCAACGGCGUCGCCGAGCUCAUCGUUUUCCCGGCCAAGCUGCGCCUCGACCUCAGCAGCCGGGCCGUCAUGCUCGACGCCAUCGUCCUGCCCAUCACCGCGGCCAUCACCGAGAAGCACGGGAACUUUCUGAGCCUGCUGCUAAGCUACGGGGUGGUGAAGCCCGACGUGGGCGAGGGGGAGAUGAUUCUCUGGAAGGAGACGCUCCCGGCGUGGGUUGAGCGGUGCCGCGCGUGGGAGCACAGGGCCGACUGCGAGUACGUACGCGCCAACAACAUCCCCCUCUCGACGAAAUCCAGGGAGCAGUCGCUGUGUAGUUGCGGGAACGGGCUGGAUCUGCCCGAGUUUCCGACCCCCGCGCUGCCGGACUGGGAGGAGAUCAUGAAGCUGUGCGUGAGGGCUGCCAUCUCCCCCAUGUUCCCUAACCCGCUGGUCGACAACGUCUAUGAGCAUGGGGUCUCGGAAGACGCUCCAUGGUAUGCCUCACGUUGA
Molecule: messenger RNA, 3468 nt
Organism: Clonostachys rhizophaga
Lineage: Eukaryota; Fungi; Ascomycota; Sordariomycetes; Hypocreales; Bionectriaceae
Source: the annotation of a GenBank genome assembly